GGAGGGAAGUGUAUUCUCUGCUGGCCGUGGGGACGCCAAAAGGACAGGAGGGGAUGUGUUGUUGUGUUGAUGCCUUUCUUUCUCUCUUUUUCCUCCUAUAACAACUCGCUUCUUAUUGAGACGCAGGUGUCUGUAGCCUCCUCUUCACCUCCACCCCUCCAGCCUACUACUACUACUACUACCUAUCCCAGUUUUCCACGCGCCGCACCUCACCACCGGAGGAGGAUUUUACGCGCCGGAGUGAGGAAGAAUAGCAUGAUGUUAAAUGAAACGUGGCGCGUCUCUUUUCUACGCCGUCUGUCACCGCCGCUGCUGCUGUGAAUGUGAGACCCAGCACAGAUGACUUGAACCGGGCGGCACAGGCGGUUGUAACUCCACCACUUGUUCCAUAAAGAGAAGACUUAUUGAUAACCAUGGCUGACCAGUACAGUAUGUUUCUCACCACGGCGCCCCCCCUCCGGCGUGGAAGCACCCCCCUGCCUCUCAAACACCAGCUGCGGAGGGAAGAGGCCGUGUCCGAGGACUGCGAUUGGAUCCCGGGCAUCGAGGAACCUGCCACGUUGCCUAUCAGCGACACAGCGGUGCCUCGGGAUGAGUCCUUCAGUCAAUCAGCAGCCGCCCAAUCGGCUUACCACAGCCACGGCGGGGCACUGAGGAUAGUGUUACUGGGACAGAAUGGCGUGGGCAAGUCGUCGUUAGCCUUAUCUCUGGCCGGGCAGUCGGACAGAUCCCUCUCCAUAGACUCUGAAACACAAGCAUGUGGUGAGGGCUACGAGUGCCCAGUGACGGUGGACGACGAGGACAGCAAAGUCAUCAUUUUCGACAACUGGAAACCGGACCUGUCCACUCUACAGUGUGAUGUGUGUAUCCUCGUCUUCUCGGUGACUGACAGGCGAAGUUUCCACCGCACCGCCCAGCUCCGCCUCCUCCUCAGGGAGUCCCAGCCACACACACCAAUCAUCCUGGUGGGCAACAAGAGUGACCUUGUCCGCUCCCGUGAAAUCAGCUCAGAGGAGGCCCAGUCCAGCGCCAUGAUGUUCGACUGCCUCUACAUGGAGCUCUCCGCCUCUCUGGACCACGGCACCAACGAGCUGCUGGAGGCCGCCGUUCGGACCGCGAGGGGCGACUGCGUGGGCCCCGGCUGGACCGACGGGGACCCCGGGGCGGGUCGCAGGGAGAGCCUGACCAGCCGGGCCAAGCGCUUCCUGUCGGGGCUGGUGCCACGCUCCUACGGUCGGGACCGGGACCGGGACCGGGGGCGAUACCGGGAGAUGAGCCGCCACCGGGGCAGCAAGAUCCUCCGCCAGAAGUCUCGCUCCUGCCACGACCUCAGUGCACUGUGAUAGACAUAGACGCAUACACAAAGACACACAUGAACACACACACAGGAGGGAAGGAAUUGGGCGGGAAAGAUGGAUGAUAACAGGGAAGGAGACGGACAUGAGUGGGAGAAUUAGAGGCAAAUAAAAGGAGGAAAAACUUGACUCGCAGCUUGAACCUUUAUCUUCUGAAACUGGAUUUUGAGAAGCCAUUUUGGAGAGAAAAACAAACAGAUAAAGGUGCUUGAUUUGCAGCUCCGGCUUGCAAAAAAUCAGCAAGUUCUCAUUACCUGAUGAGAGCAGGAAGAGAGCGAAAUUAGCAACGGUGGAGAGAGUCACAUGAAGAUGCUGAUUGGACGCUUACCGUGGCGAAACGGGGGGG
Messenger RNA from Centropristis striata (black sea bass), 1701 nucleotides. RefSeq names its product RAS (RAD and GEM)-like GTP binding 2 (gene rem2). The transcript is spliced from 5 exons. Gene Ontology annotation, molecular function: GTP binding; GTPase activity; calcium channel regulator activity. The record is from RefSeq and is a predicted model, not a curated record. The coding region runs from base 414 to 1343 and encodes 309 amino acids. Gene Ontology annotation, cellular component: plasma membrane. NCBI's taxonomy places the organism in Eukaryota, Metazoa, Chordata, Actinopteri, Perciformes, Serranidae.